CAAGCCUGCUCCAGCUCUCCGUGAAGAACGGGGGGCUCCUGUUGGUCGCCUGCUUUUUGGUGCGCGGCGGCGCGUGGGCGGUCAGACUCAUUGCCAUGCCGGCUUCUUUGGUGAGCGUGUAUGGGGAGGAGCUGUUGUGGACAGACCAGGUGGAGUGCGAGAAGGGCGAGGACGGGCUAUGGAAGGUCGCGGCGCAGGAGAGCCAGGCUGUCGACGGGUGCGAGGCCCUGUGCCUGCUCAACGAGCCCAGGCUGCGGCACUGCAAGUACGAGGUGCCCCACUACGUGACGGAGGGCUACUACUACGACGAUGGCCCCCCGUCCUUGGACCAAAUUGUCGAGGCCUGCCGCCUCAUCGACGAGAAGCUUCAGGUCCACAAAAAGGUUGCGGUCAUCGCGCCGGUGGGUCAGCAGUUUGACUCGCACCGGGCUUUCUCUGCCCUCUGCACCUUUGCCUACCCGCUCCUAAUGAGGGCGAGCUGAAAUUGGACCUGCCCGUUUCUGGCGGCUUCAGGCCGCACUCGUGGGCUUCGGUGCGGCGCCCGCCCCCACGGGGGCAGCUGUCCGUGGAGGCGUGUUUGAAGGCGUUGGAUUUGGCGUUGAGGCAGAAGUGGCUGGACGUGAGCUCCUUCAGCGCCAAGGAGGCCGUGGAGUUGUGCGCGAAGUGGGAUUCCACCUGGGUGGUGCCGGGGCAGAUCCUGCUGAUGGCCGACCCUGUGACCACGGUGCUGGACCCGGACCCGGCCACCUGCAGCCACUUGGUGCCGCCAUCGUCUCCCAACUUCUUCGAGUUCUUCGAGGCCAACGCCGUGAAGACUUUGGUCCGCCUCAACAAGGACAACGAGUCAGGCCUCGCCAAGAGCUACGACGAGCAGAAGUUCACCGACCUGGGGAUGAAGCAUGUGCAAGCAGCCUACGAUGAUACCAAGGGCGGUGUCCCCGAGAAGGACCUUCUUCGAGGGGUAUCUUCCGGCUGCUCGAGCGGGGGGGCCACGGCCUUCCAUUGCAAGGCCGGCUUCGGGCGAUCUGGCGUGUGCGCGGCCGUUCUGGCCAUCCACAGGUACGAUGUGCCCGGCGAGUUGCUGCUGCCCUGGCUGCGGAUGUGCCGCCCGGGCACCAUCACCACGCUGCAGCAGGCCAAGUUCCUGUCCGGGUUGAAAGAUAAGGAGAGCCUGGAGAAGUAUAUGUCCACGGCGGAUGACAAAUGCUGCACGAUCUCCUGAUGCUGCAAGGGGCAUUGCGUCAUGGGAUGCGCAGCGUUAUUGUUUUUUGGCUAAGAUGCAAAGGUGUCACUGGCAGUAAUUAGCUACCGCGCGUCGGUCCCGCAAAGCUGCAACCCUUUUCCACAACCGGCCGGGAAUGCCAACGGCAGAUCGCCCCGUGCUGCUUGAGGGUCUGCGGUAGGUUCGCGUGCAGUCUUCCUGAUGGCUAUUCAGGAAAGGUAUUAGGACUCCCUGCCUCCAGGAAAGGUCUGAGA
Molecule: messenger RNA, 1476 nt
Organism: Effrenium voratum
Lineage: Eukaryota; Dinophyceae; Suessiales; Symbiodiniaceae
Source: the annotation of a GenBank genome assembly